Messenger RNA from Pyrenophora tritici-repentis Pt-1C-BFP, 478 nucleotides. The record is from RefSeq and is a predicted model, not a curated record. NCBI's taxonomy places the organism in Eukaryota, Fungi, Ascomycota, Dothideomycetes, Pleosporales, Pleosporaceae.
AUCAGCAUCCAGCUUCCCAUCUUCCACUCUCAUCAUCCAUCAAUCAGUACAACACUUCUCAAUACCAACUUCACCCAACAAACCAACAACUAUCAAAAUGCCUACUUCCCAGAUCUCCACUCCUCUAAAGGGCGUUGACGCCGCUAUUGUCAUCGCUGCUCUUCACAACCACGAUCUCAUGAUCAAAGACUGUCUGCCCAGCGCUCCCACAUACACCAUCACCGACAAGAAGCCCAUUGGCCAGACUACCUACACCCUCACAUUGACCAACGUCCCCGACGGUGUCGACUCCCUCGUCAACGCUAAGCCCCCCGUCGGCAUCCUCACCAUCAGCGGCAAGUGGCGAGUCACCGACGGCACGCUCAACGAGUCCAUCGACAUCGAUGCCAACUUCAUGAUGAAGAAGGUCGCCAAGAGCACGGUUGAGAAGACGCACCCGGAGCAGCACUUGAAGCUUCUUGAAGCCGCAAGGGGUUAA